UGACCCUUUAUAAACCCGGCGGACAAUCAAAGCUCCUCUCAGUCCAGAAGGACGACAACAACAACAACAACAGCGGCGCCAUCGGCGCCACCAGCGAAGACUACGAGAACUAUGACGAGCUGGUCGCAAAGUCGCUGCUCAACCUUGGCAAGAUCGCAGAAGACGCCGCCUACCAGGCCAUGACCGAGUCUGAGAUGAACAGCAACUCCUCCAACAGCGGCGGGGAGGACGAGGACGAGGACGACGGCAGCGAGUGCGGGGACAGGAAGGGUGAGCUGAGCGUGGACCUGGACAGCGACGUCGUCAGGGAGACGGUCGACUCCCUCAAGCUGCUCGCGCAGGGCCACGGCGCCGUGCUGCCCGAGGACGGCUACACGGAGGUCGCCGCGGCGGACGAGGGGCGGGGCGUGGUGGGGAUGAGGGCGGAGGAGAACGAGGAGGGGGUGUGUCUCAGCAGCCUGGAGUGUCUAAGGAACCAGUGCUUCGAUCUGGCUCGCAAACUCAGCGAGACGCAGCCGUGUGACCGCGCCGGACACCUGAUCCACCAACAGCUGCAGCACGCCGCCGACCAGCAGGUGGCGCACCACCAUGCUCACCACCACCACCACCACCACCACAGCAGGUACGAGAGCUGCCACCAGGGGGCGCCAGAGGAGCCCCGCUCCGCGGAGCACCACUACUCAGACAUGGUGAACCUGUUGAAGCUGGAGGAGCAGCUGAGCCCGGCAUCGCGCGGUUACCCCACCAGCUGCAGCCAGGAGGGCGACGAGGACACCACGUCCGUGGCGUCCGACCGCUCCGACGAGACCUUCGACAUGGCCAAGGGGAACCUGUCGCUGCUGGAGAAGGCCAUCGCCCUGGAGUCCGAGAGGGCAAAGGUCAUGAGGGACCGCAUGGCCUCGGAGCACGCCGGGCACAGCCCGAGGCUGAGCAGCAGCGCCGAGGACCGCAGGUCCAGGAUGCACCACGACGGGCUGAAGAGGGCGUAUUACCCUAAAGAUUCUUCCAGGGGGGACAAGAAGGAGAGCAAGUGUCCGACGCCGGGCUGCGACGGGACGGGUCAUGUGACGGGUCUGUACCCGCACCACCGCAGCCUCUCCGGGUGUCCACACAAAGACAGAGUCCCACCUGAGAUUCUUGCCAUGUAUGAAAAUGUUUUAAAGUGUCCUACUCCCGGCUGCUCCGGACGGGGCCAUGUCAAUAGCAACAGGAACUCACACCGCAGUCUGUCUGGUUGUCCCAUCGCUGCUGCAGAGAAGAUGGCAAAGGUCCAUGAGAAAAGUCACCUGACCGACAGCGGCAGUAAAUCAAACCAGACGUCGGACCGCGUCCUCAGGCCGAUGUGCUUCGUCAAACAGCUGGAGAUUCCUCAGUACGGCUACAAGAACAACGUCCCGACCACGACGCCACGCUCCAACCUGGCCAAGGAGCUGGAGAAAUACUCCAAGACCAGCUACGACUACAGCGGCUACGACGGCCAGCACGCCGCCGGCUACGGCAAGAGAGGCCUGACCGCCAAGUCCCAGCACGGGCGAGACACGCCCCCUAAGGGCUUCGAUGUCAAGCGCUUCUGUAAGACGUCGAGUCCGGCGAGCAGCACGACCAGCAGCUACGCUCCGAGCAGCAGCAGCAGCCUGAGCUGUGGGGGAGGCGGAGGAGGGGGCGGGCUCAGAGGCGGAGGAGGGGGCGGAGGCAGCAGUGCCAGCAGCACCUGCAGUAAGAGCAGCUUCGACUACACCCACGACAUGGAGGCGGCGCACAUGGCGGCCACGGCCAUCCUCAACCUGUCGACGCGGUGCCGGGAGAUGCCGCACGCUCUGGGCGUGAAACAGAGUCCGGUGGACGACCUGGACGACAGCGGCGCGGUGGACGUGGCCGGUCAGCCCGGGGGUCCGGAGGGCAGCGGGACGGUGUUGACCCCCCUGCAGCCCAUGUCCCCGCAGCGUCAGGCCCUGCUGAGCAGCCGCUGCUACCAGCUGAGCGAGGCCGACUGCUGGGACCUGCCCGUCGACUACCCCAAGAUCAAGCGCCUGGGAGACGAGCAGGAGCACAAGGAGUCGCUCUAUUUCUCGUCCCUGCACCAGAGCGACGAGCUGGACCCGUUCCAGGAGCUGCUGGACGAGCAGCGCUACCCGACCGAGGUGACCACGCCCAGCCCCAAACACCACAAGUACCCGCCGUGCAAGGAGAGCAAGAAGGAGCUCAUCACGUUGUCCAGUUGUCAGCUCGCAGACAAGAACAUCCGCGGGAUGAUGACGACAAACUCGCAAGAGCUUAAGUGA
Molecule: messenger RNA, 2282 nt
Organism: Solea senegalensis (Senegalese sole)
Lineage: Eukaryota; Metazoa; Chordata; Actinopteri; Pleuronectiformes; Soleidae
Product: myelin transcription factor 1-like protein
Exons: 10
Biological process (GO): regulation of transcription by RNA polymerase II
Cellular component (GO): nucleus
Molecular function (GO): RNA polymerase II cis-regulatory region sequence-specific DNA binding; DNA-binding transcription factor activity, RNA polymerase II-specific; zinc ion binding
Source: RefSeq, a predicted model, not a curated record